Messenger RNA from Penicillium waksmanii, 1326 nucleotides. RefSeq names its product acyl-CoA dehydrogenase family protein. The coding region runs from base 1 to 1326 and encodes 441 amino acids. Gene Ontology annotation, molecular function: flavin adenine dinucleotide binding; oxidoreductase activity, acting on the CH-CH group of donors. The transcript has 4 exons. The record is from RefSeq and is a predicted model, not a curated record. NCBI's taxonomy places the organism in Eukaryota, Fungi, Ascomycota, Eurotiomycetes, Eurotiales, Aspergillaceae.
AUGGCCGAGAACUCUGUCAACCCCAUCCCCUUCUCCGAACCGCCCUACCUUCGCGGCCUUCCUUCCCCAUAUAUCACAGACGCUCAUCGACGCUUCCAAAAAGCUUGUCGCAAAUUUGCCUGGGAGAAUCUCAUCCAAAAUGCCAUGGAGUGGGAAAAGUCCGGAACUGUGCCCGAGCAUGUCUUCCAGACCUUCUGCAAACACAAUAUGCUGCUCCCCAACAUGCCUGCCCCGCUACCCGUCGAUUGGUGCAAACGCGUAGGAAUCCACGAUAUUUUGGGCGUCAAGGUUGAAGAUUGGGAUUAUAUCUAUACUGGAAUCUACUGUGAUGAAAUGGGCCGGUCUGGUCUGAGCGGCCCGGGUGGCUCGCUCAACGCUGGCUUUGCCUUUGGUAUCCCGCCCAUUGUCAAGUUCGGAAGCAAGGAAUUGCAAGAGCGCUUCCUUCCUGACCUGCUUACCGGCAAGAAGCGCGGAUGCAUUGCGAUCACUGAGCCCGAGGCUGGCAGUGAUGUUGCGAAUAUCGUUACGACAGCUACGAAGAGCGCCGAUGGAAAGCACUACAUCAUCAACGGAUCCAAGAAAUGGAUCACCAAUGGUAUUUGGUCUGACUAUGCGACCAUGGCAGUCCGCACUGGUGGCCCCGGUGCCAAGGGUCUCUCCGUUGUCAUCGUGCCUCUGAAAAACCACCCUGGUGUCUCAAUGCGUCGACUCCAAGUCGCGGGUCAGAAGACCGGUGGAACAACUUACAUCGAGCUUGACGAUGUCAAGGUCCCGGUAUCCAACUUGGUCGGCAAGGAGGGCGACGGCAUGCGUAUCAUCAUGACCAACUUCAACCAUGAGCGUCUCGUUAUCGCCGUCGGUGUCACUCGCCAAGCCCGCGUUGCCCUGUCUGCGGCUUUCUCUUACUGCCUCAAGCGUGAGGCAUUUGGCAAGACCCUCAUGGACCAACCUGUUGUUCGCCAUCGCCUUGCCAAGGCUGGGGCUGAGCUUGAGACAAUGUGGGCGUGGGUCGAACAGAUCCUCUACCAACUGACCCAUAUGAGCAAAGAGGAGGGCGAUCGCCAACUUGGUGGGCUGACGGCUUUGGCUAAGGCGAAGUCUGCAAUGGUCCUGAAUGAAUGUGCUCAGUGUGCUGUUCUUCUAUUCGGAGGCAAUGGCUUCACCCAGACUGGUCAAGGCGAGCUUGUAGAAGCAAUUCUUCGCGAUGUUCCUGGCGCCCGGAUCCCUGGUGGAUCUGAGGAUGUGUUGCUUGACUUGUCUGUGCGCCAGUUGGUCAAGAUCUACCAAGCACAGGAGAAACAGCUUACUCAGACUUCGAAAAUCUGA